AUGCAGGCCGUCGUCGCCGCGCAUUUCAUCCGCCAGCCCGCCGCUGCGCUCGCCGCCGCUGCGGCUGCGCUCCUUCCGCGCGCGUGCACGGCGGCGCCCGCCACAGAGCGCGGGGAUGGCGUCUUAGCGGAGGAUGACUGCGACUUGGAAGGCGGUAGCAGUCGGAUGGGGGGCGCGCGCGUAUGCUGCACUGGCAAGCAAGGCGCGGAGGACGCGGAGAUGCGGAGCUGGGCGGACGAGGAGAGGGGCGCAUUUGGGGAGGCGGGUGGGGGGGAGGGAGAGGAAACGCGGGUGUACGAGGAGACGACGCCGCUGGAUAGCGCGCUGGACGUGGUACAGAUGAUGGUGGUUACCACCGUCGCCGCGCUGAUCGCGAACGCCAUUCAGGCCAUCACCAUGGGGCUCUGCCACCUGCUCUCCGCCGCUGACUCCGCCAGGACGUUCGUGAUCUGGUGGCUGGCGGACUUCGCGGGCGUCAUCUGCUUCCUGCCGCUGCUCACCUACUCGCUCUGGUCCGCGCGCCACUGGAUCGUGCGCCCCAUCCGCCAGCGCGGAUGGCGCUCAGGGUACGCUUGCACCUGCCUGCUGCCCGCUGACGCCCCCCACCACUGCCGUCACUGCCUUGAGACACUGUCGCACGUCAUCCCGCCUGCUGCGCUCUGUGCUCUGCUCCGUUCCCCUCGUUUCGCCACUCCUCCCUGUGCUCUGCAUCUCGCCUUGCCGCCACCCUUGCUGCCCUCGUACCUCAAAGCCGUGCGCCAUGUGCGCCUGGUAGAGGCGGGGGCGCUGGUGGGGCUGCUGGCGGUGCUGCUGCUGCUGCUCUUCACGCCCGUGCUCGACUCAGAGGAAUGGCUCGUCGCCCUGCCCUACCUCUUCUUCCCUCUCCUCAUGUGGUCUGCCGUGCGCUUCAAUCGCCUGUACGCCACCAUCCACUCCUCCCCAACGUCCCCUCCAUCUGUCGUCCUUUGUCUCACCAUGAUCGUCUGCCCUGUCAUGCAUGUUCCCCGUGCUCUUCUCAUCACCCACCCCUUGCUCCCCUCCUGCCCUCUCUUCCUGGCGUGUGUGGUGUUUGUGGUGGCGGCGCUGACGAGCUUCGCGACGGCGCGUGGGUGGGGGCCGCUGCAGCGGUCGACAGCCAUGGCGUCGGAGCUGCAGGCGCAGGGGCUCGUGUGCGUGCUCUCCGUCGUGGGCGUCGUGCUGGGCGCCGUCGUGCGCGACACACGGCGCCUGCGACGGCAGCUGAGGGCCAUGAACGCCACGCUCGAGAAGCAAGUGCUGCACCGCACGCUGCAGCUCACUCUCACCAACCAGGCACGCAAGGGGGGAGGGCGAGGGGGGCUGGGGCACGGGGGAGUCCCCUGUCAUGCAUCAUGCGCGCGCGCCCUUGCUAUGCCCACCUGUGCUCCUCUCCCCGCCACGUGGCAGGAGUUGGAGGCUUCCAAGAAAGCAGCAGAAGCGGCCAACCAAGCAAAGACGGAGUUCCUGGCGAACAUGAGCCAUGAGAUCCGCACGCCCAUCCACGGCAUCAUGGGCAUGACGCGAGUGGCGGCAGACACGCUUGCCUCGCUGCAAGCGCUGCUCGUCCCGCGCGCAUGCGUCAGUAAACCCCACAGGGGCGCGCAUGCCACACCCGCCAUGGGCAAGCACACGGACAAAAGGGAGGGAGCAGGAGCAGCUGGUUGGGGGCGCACGGGAGGGGCAGGAGGCGGGGUGGGGGGGGAGUGGGAGGAGGCGCAGCGGCUGGUGGGGGACGUGAGUUCGCACUUGGACACGGUGUUUGAGUCCGCCAGUGCGCUGCUGCACAUCGUCAACACCGUGCUCGACGUCGCCAAGAUCGAGGCUGGCCGCCUGCUGCUGCAGCGCAAGCCCUUCCGCCCCAGGGAGGUCGUGCUCUCCGUGCUCCACGCCCUGCAGGUGCAAGCGGCGCAGAAGCGAGUGGCCCUGGCGUGGGACAUAGCGCCCGAGGUGCCGCGCACGCUUGUGGGCGAUCCCGUGCGCCUGCAGCAGUGCAUCAACAACCUUGUGGGCAACGCCAUAAAGUUCACGCACAAGGGCUUCAUAGAGGUGGCCGUGCACCUCUGCUCCUCACAUGCUGCUGCCCCCACUUCCCACCCCAAGCACCUGCUCGACGCAGAUGCUGUGGCCGAGAGCGUGCGCAGUUAUGCUGCUGCGGACAUUGUUAGGGGUGGGCGCGAGGAGGACGGGAAUGCAGGAGGGAGUAUGCAUGGAGGGGCCGGGGAUCUAGAGGCGGGUAAUUUAUGGCUGUCGGAGGGGCAGGAGAGCAUGUGUGAGGAUGGGAAGGAGAGGAGUCCGUCAAGCAGAGAGUUUGAUGGGGGUUCACCAUGCAGUAGUGCUGCAGCAACAGGCGCAGGGGAUGCAGGGGGUGCAGGGGGUGCAGGGGGUGCAGGGGGUGAGUGGGAGCCAUGUGGCAGGGCAUCUGAUAUGGUGUAUGCGAGACACACAGGCGGGGAGCAAGGCGACGUGCAGCACGCACAGCAGCACGACCACACGCAGUGGCAGCACCGCACUCCCACACACGCACGCUCGCCCGCCGCUGCCCUGCCGCCUCUCUUUGUGGGAGGCAGGUCGCAGUGGCAGCAGGUAGCAGCAGUGCGCAUGGUGCCCUCGCCCCUCUUCCGCUCCUCCAGUGACCCACAUGCCAUUGCACGCUACCUGCAAGCCAUGAGGCAGCGCCUCACAGACGUCUCUCGCCCCGCCGCCACUGCUGCCUCACCCAUGCCUGCUGCCUCCACCCCUCCUCCUCCUCCUCCCCCCACCGCCGCCGCUCCUGCUGCCUGUACAGCAGGCGGUGCUUCCCCCAGUUACAGCCUGUCUCAGCGGUUGUUGGUAGCGGGGAAGCGAAUGGGGGGGGCGUUGGGGGCUGAGUGGGCAGGGAUGGGGGAUGUGCUGGCAGGCGGUGGCGACUGGGCAGGGGGCGCUGGUGACGUUGGUGGUGGCGGUGGAGGGGAGGGGCAGAGAGAGGAGGGGGCGCAGAGGCACAGUGAGCGGUGCCAGCAGCCCAGUCGGCCGCUCUGCAUCUCCUCCUCGCCCUCCUCGCCUUGCUUCCCCGCCAACCCUCCCUCCCAUCCCACAUGGUCUCAGCGCCAGCCGCACGUGCAUCACCAGCACAGCAACACGCACUCAGGCAUUCUCUUCCACUCGCAGCCGCUGCCGCCUUCCUCUGCCCACCUGCCCUGCGCUGUUGCUGCUGCUGCUCCCCACGCUGCUGCCAGCACAGGUGACGGCGAGGCAAGGGGCAUGCCGGUGCAGUUGAGGCAUGCUGGACGGUGCAUGUCCGCCGGUUCUCGGGAUGCCCACGCUGGUGCUGCCGCUGACAGUGCUGCUUCUGCUGCUGUUUCCGGCGAAGGGAGGGCGUGGGAAGAUGGGGGAGCUGUGCUUGACAGUGCUGUGAGUGCGGGAGCAGCAACAGGUGCGGAGAGGCUGAAAAUCAGGGGGUGGUCAGCGGAGUGGGGCAGGCUGGUGAAGGGGCGCGGGGCUACUGGGCGAGGAGGGGGUGUGAGGCGAGGCGAGGAGUGGGUGCCUCUGACUACAGGGUGUGGGGAAAGGAGCGAGGGGCGUGCGAGUGAUUUGAGUGGCGGCAUGGAAUUAGGGGCGAACAGGGGAGCCAAGGGCGGAUGGGGAGGCGCUGGUGCUGGAGAGGCAAGGCUGGGAGCAGCACUAGGCGGACGUGCACCAGCAGCAGCACCAACAUCAACAUCAGCGUCAGCGUCAGCAUGGGCUUCAGCAUCAGCAUCAUCUGCAUGCCAUGGGUCGUCCAGCAGCCAGCAACAGCUGUUGCGCCUCUCCUCCUGCCACGCCCUGCCUACCUCGGCGCUCAGUGCCGUUGCUGCUGCUGCGCCUGCGGACCCACACGACAGUGCAGGGCACGCAGGGGACGAAGAGGAUCCGGCAGCAGCAGUGGUGCUGCGCCGCGCGUCUACAGGGACCAAGGUGAAGCGGCGCCUGGCAGGGUCCGGAGGGGCGGGCAGGGGCGCGCAGGGGUAUGGGGGAGGCCGCGUGCAGCCGUGGGGCGAGGAGGGGGUAGGGGGGCAGUCGGCACGGUGGGAGGAGAUGCUGCGGGGGCGUGGGCGAGCAGAGGUGCUGGCGCUGGCACGACAGCUGUGCAGCCGCGCUGGGAGCUCCAUGGAGUUCAUUGGAGGGGUCAGCGCUAUCAGACCCGACGCUGCUGGUGCUGGCGCUGGUAGUGGCUCAGGGGUGGGCGAGAGGGAGGCGGGUGUGGGCGGUGAGUGGGGUGCAGUGGCGGACAGUGGCGUGUGGCCCUCGCCUGCCAGGUGCUGCCAUGCUGAUGGCUGUUGGCACGGCGAGGCGGCGGCAGCAGCAGCAUCACCACCGUUGCUCACUGGCAUACCAUCAGGCCAGGCACACAGGGCGUUCACCCUACCGCCCUCGGCUGCCCACCCUGGUGCACCUGGGAGUGCAGAGUCAGCCCCACCGUCCCCGUUCCUCGGUGCUGCCGUGCCUGCAGCAGCGGCUCUUCAAGGGCCCACCACCCCACUGCACUGCCCUGCACCGCUGCUCUCAAUGCCGUCCCUGCCGUGUGACCCCUGCGUGCACCACGCUUACACCGACUCUGCUGUCAGUGCGCUGAACCCUUCUCCUGAGGUCGGUGGCGACUCACGGAGGCAGCCCUGGAAUGCUGCACAGCAGGCAGAAGAGGACGACCAGGAAGGAGAAGACGAGGAGGAAGAGGAGGAGGAGGAGGAGGAAGAGGAGGAUGAGGAAGAAGAGGGGGAGGCGGAGGAAGUGGGGGAGGAGGUGUGGGUGCAGGUGUCGGUGCGGGACACGGGCAUCGGCAUAGAGCGGGCGGUGCAGGGCGAGAUAUUCAAGCCCUUUGUGCAGGCCGACACGUCCUCCACGCGCAUCUAUGGCGGCACCGGCCUGGGCCUCAGCAUCGUGCACAAUCUGGUAUCGCUCAUGGGCGGCACGCUACACCUGGCGAGCCAGCUCGGAGCAGGCUCCACCUUCACCUUCACUGCGCGCUUCUUCUCCCUGCCCUCCUCGCACCCCUCUGCACCCGCCUCCUCCAUGCCCCAACCCACUCAGCCGCACAAUGCGUCCCCACCUGCUUGCCCACAACCCGGUGACACCUCUCGUGCCCCGUCCAGCUCCUCUUUAUUGAUCGCCUUCUCUCCUUCCCCUCCUCUCGCCACCUCGUCGCCUCCCCACUCUCAAAUUCCUUCCGCCUCAGCCGUGACACCUCAGCCUUACUCCCCACCCCCGCCUACUAAUGCUGCUGCUGCUGCCUCGAGUCAACCAGGCGCACCGUUUGACUCCACCCCUUCCUGUGUCCAUUCCGCCGCCACCACCACCACCACCCCUGCUUCCUCUGGCCAAAUGGCCACCACCUUGUCUGCCUCUGUCUCAUGUGUUGCACCCCAUGCAGUCCUCAUUCCAUCACUGCCCACGCCGCCCUCCUCUCAUCGCCCAGGCACUGCCUCCAUCCCCCCAGGCUCACUUGCUCUGCCUCAUACCGUCCCAGCAGAACCGGGUGCAGCAGCAUUGGUUGUGCCGCCCCCAGCACCAGCAUCAGCUGCAUCGCACAUGCAUGACCCAGGACAUAACAAGCCUCAGAAUCCUCCUCCCCUCACAUCCACUCCAACUCCUGCUGCUCUUUCCCCUGCUCCUUGUGCUCGCCUUUCCUCCACCUCUGCCGGGAGUGGCAGAAGCAGUGAGGACAGCACUGCAGGGGCUGACCAGUCGGUGCUGGGAAAGGCAGGAGGGGGUAGGGGUAUGGACACAGCAGGCGAGGCAGGGCCGAGAAGCAGAGGUGGGGGUGCGAGCAAGGCGGCGGCGGGGGGUGGCGGGGUGGAGACGUUAUCGGGGAUGCGCAUUCUACUGGCGGAGGACAACGUGGUGAACCAGAAGGUGGCAAUGCACCUGCUGCGCAAGGCAGGCGCUGUGGUCACGGUGGUGGGUGAUGGCAAGGCUGCUGUGGAUGCCGUCACUGCCGCCCAUGAUGCAUUCCAUGUGGUUCUCAUGGAUAUUCAGGUGGGGCUGUUACAUGUGCUCUCACUCCCCCGUUGCUCUCUCUCCCCCCUUGCUCUCACUCCCCCCUUGCUCUCGCUCCCCCCUUGCUCUCACUCCCCCCUUGCUCUCACUCCCCCCUUGCUCUCACUCCCCCCGUGCUCUCACUACCCCCAUGCUCUCGCUCCCCCCUUGCUCUCGCUCCCCCCUUGCUCUCGCUCCCCCCUUGCUCUUGCCCUUGCUCUCACUCCCCCCUUGCUCUCACUCCCCCCGUGCUCUCACUUCCCCCUGUGCUCUCACUCCCCCCUUGUUCUCUCUUCCCCUUGCUCUCUCCCGUCCGUCCCUCUACUGCAUGUCUCCGCCCCUCGCUCACCUGUCUCUUUCUCCUCUUUCUCGCUCUAG
Messenger RNA from Closterium sp. Naga37s-1, 6387 nucleotides. Lineage: Eukaryota; Viridiplantae; Streptophyta; Zygnematophyceae; Desmidiales; Closteriaceae. The record is from the annotation of a GenBank genome assembly.